CCGGCGCGUCCUGCGCUGACCCCGGCACAAAGCGCCUCUGUCCCGGCUGAGGGGCCCCGUUGUGCGCCCGGGCGGGGGCUGCGGCGUCACCCACGCGGGUCGCGACCCCUCGCGGGGCCCCUCCCGGCCCCACACGAGUGGGUCUGCCCCACAGCACUUGUAGGGCCACGGUGCCUGCCCCACGCGGGUUCGUGUCCCGCAGCGCACCCCUGCCCCGUGCGGGGCCCGGCCCCACGCGGGACCCCUCCCGGCCCCACGGGACGGCUCCUGCCCCGCAGCCCCCACCCGCCUCCCCCCGGUCCCGGGUGCCGCCCUCGCCCCUGCCCCACGUCGGGUCCCGGUCCCGCAGCCCACCCGUGACCGCAACCCCCGCCCCACGCCGGGUCCCCGCCCUGCCCCACGGCACGGCCCCGGCCCCGGCCCCGCGCGGGACCCCCCGGCGGCCCCUCCCCGCCCCACGCCGGCCCCGGCCCCGCUCCCGGUCCCGCCCCGCACCGCCCCCGGCCCCGCUCCCGGCGGAGUCUCGGCUCCGUGGCCGGGCCGGGCCUCACCGCGACCCCCGGGACCGGCAGCGAGCGGCCCCCGCAGCCCCCGGGCGAUGGAGCCUGGUGCCCCCCCCGCACCCCACUGCGCCCUGGCGCCCCGGCCCCCCUACGAGCCCGUCCCCGCCGCCCUCUGCGCCAUCGGUGCCGUCUUCGGCGUCGUCUGCGGCUGCUUCGGGUACCGCUGCUUCAAGGCCAUCAUGUUCCUCUCGGGGCUGCUCUUCGGCUCCAUCGUCAUCUUCCUCCUGUGCUACAAGGAGCGGGUGCUGGAGACGCAGCUGAGCCUGGAGGCCAGCGCGGGCAUCGCCCUGGGCAUCGGGCUGCUCUGCGGGCUGGUCACCAUGCUGCUGCGCAGCGUCGGGCUCUUCACCACCGGGCUGCUGCUGGGGCUGCUGCUGGCCACGGCCGCGCUGGUGGCGGCGGCACCGGUGCUGCCGCCGCCGCCGAGCCCCUGGGUGCCAGCGGGCAGUUUGCUGGGGCUGGCGCUGCUCUGCGCCCUCCUGGCGCUGCAGUGGCCGAAGGCGCUGACCGUCCUCUCCACCGCCGUCUUCGGCGCCGCCGUCGUCGUCGUUUGCGUUGACUAUUUCGUGGAGGCGCUGGCGUUGGUGCUCUACGUCUACCACCGGCUGCGGCUGGCGCCGGCGGGGCCGCUGUGCUGGCAGGGCUGGGUGGUGCUGGGUGCCUGGCCGGCGCUCAGCCUCCUCGCCGUCCUGCUCCAGUGGAAGCUGACGGCCAACGGCUUCUCCCACACCGACGUCAUCCUCAGCCGGCGGCAGAAGCGGCUGCAGCUGCUGCGCAUCCGGCAGAAGGAGGCCAAGCGCCGGCAGAGCCUGGCCCCCCCCGAGGGCACCUACCGCCGCAAGCCCCCUCCCGUCAAGCGCUACGCGGGUGACGUGCUGGCCCCGAGCUACAUCCGGAGCCUGCGGGACCGGCAGCAGGAGAGCGGGACCUCGCCGGGCCCCGAUGCCCCCCCCGACGCUGACUGCGGCUCCGCCGCGCCCCCCCCCGCCCCGCCGCCGCCCCUGAGCGCCCGCACCCCACCGAUGUGCCUUGGGGGUACCGACACACCCCCCCCCCCCCGUACCUGAUUGAGGCAAAAAUAAAGCCCCACUUUUAUUUUUGUAGGACCUACCCAAACCCUGCACACGCCCCAUGGGCCCAGCCCAGCCCCCCUGCCACUCUAGAGGGUCCCGAAAGCCUUAACCCAUGGGGGGGGGGGGUGUCUCACCCUGCCGUGGGCCCUCCCCAGGCCCCCCAGCCCCACCUUGAGCCCCCAAAUGACCAUGGUGGCCCCGGGGAAGGGCCCCCCCACCCCCCGCUGGGCUCGUACCAGGGCUGCCGCGUUAAAGAGCGUGACGGGGGUCCGGCGUGAGCCCCCCGGUACCGCCAGACCUCGUCACCUGCAGCCAGAGGGGUGAGGGACAGUGGGUGGCGGGGACCCCCUGGCACCCCAA
Molecule: messenger RNA, 1996 nt
Organism: Grus americana (Whooping crane)
Lineage: Eukaryota; Metazoa; Chordata; Aves; Gruiformes; Gruidae
Product: transmembrane protein 198-like
Exons: 5
Coding region: 599-1630 (343 amino acids)
Cellular component (GO): plasma membrane; vesicle membrane
Source: RefSeq, a predicted model, not a curated record